Messenger RNA from Macadamia integrifolia, 3058 nucleotides. Its product is annotated as calcium permeable stress-gated cation channel 1-like. The record is from RefSeq and is a predicted model, not a curated record. Bases 538 to 2847 code for a protein of 769 amino acids. The transcript is spliced from 12 exons. NCBI's taxonomy places the organism in Eukaryota, Viridiplantae, Streptophyta, Magnoliopsida, Proteales, Proteaceae. Gene Ontology annotation, molecular function: calcium-activated cation channel activity. Gene Ontology annotation, cellular component: plasma membrane.
AACUAAUCCUAGACCUGAAUCCAAGCCCCCACAACUAAUGCCCCACAAGCUCACUACAGGGAGGUGCUUCAAUCACCUAGACUCAUCUUGUGUAAGUCACCAAGAAUUCCCUACUCUUCUAAAUUACAAAGGUUCAGUGUGGGUUUUUGCCCCCAUGAAGGUUAAAUUUGUCACCAAGAGUCUAUCUCUCAAAGAUUCUAGAAGAAGGCUACCAAGCGAAUAUCCAUCCCUCCUCAGAGAUCACUAAAGAGACACUGACCUCCAACAAACAAAAGGAAAGAGAGGAUCACCUGUGCAAUGUUAUCAGGGUUUACCCCCAGGCAAGUUCUCCACCAACAUGCACUUAUCUCACCAAGGCGGAUAUGUGUCUGAUCAGCUAUAACGUCAAUGCCUGUCAAGUCUGCGAACCCCCUGACUGUCGGAGUCUCAGGAAGUGUCAAGGGUCUCCCCACAAAUGAUAUGCCUAUCAAGGCACAGAAGCACAGGGCGUGAUGGUGAACAGAGGGGAAUGCGUGUCUCCUUUCUUUGAAAUUUUAGAUGGCUACAGUUGGAGAUAUAGGAGUUGCAGCAGCUAUUAAUAUUAUCAGUGCAUUUGCUUUCUUCUUGGCAUUUGCUAUAUUAAGAAUCCAACCUAUCAAUGAUAGGGUGUACUUUCCGAAAUGGUAUCUCGUUGGUUCGAGGAUCAGUCCUUCAGACUCUGGGGAAUUUGUAAGAAAAUUUAUCAAUUUGGACUUGGUAUCAUACUUGAGGUUUCUAAAUUGGAUGCCAGCUGCGCUGCAAAUGCCAGAACUUGAGCUCAUCGACCAUGCUGGACUGGAUUCUGCUGUUUACCUUAGGAUUUACUUGCUUGGGCUUAAAAUUUUUGUUCCUAUUACAUUUCUUGCUUUCGCAAUCCUGGUUCCAAUUAAUUGGACCAAUGGCACGCUUGCUAAUUCAAAUGUAGCCUUCAGUGACAUAGACAAGCUCUCUAUUUCAAAUAUUCCAAUAGGAUCAGAAAGGUUUUGGGGCCAUUUAGUAAUGGCUUAUGCCUUUACCUUCUGGACAUGCUAUAUGCUACAAAAGGAGUAUGCAAAAGUUGAAUCAAUGCGAUUGCUCUUUCUUGCAUCAGAGGAUCGCGCUCCAAACCAGUUUACAGUCCUUGUAAGAAAUGUGCCUCCAGACCCUGAUGAAUCAGUUAGUGAGUUUGUGGAGCAUUUUUUUCUUGUAAACCAUCCAGACCAUUAUCUCACCCAUCAGGUUGUGUACGAUGCAAGAAAACUUUCCAAAUUGGUUGAAGAGAAAAAGAACAUGCAGAACUGGUUAGAUUACUUUGAACUCAAGUAUUCUAGAAAUAAAUCUGCGAAGCCAUCCAUGAAGACUGGAUUUCUUGGUCUUUGGGGAGAAAAAGUGGAUGCAAUCGAUUUUUACACUUCCAAGAUUUAUCAACUAUCAAAAGACAUAGAGGCAGAGCAAGAAAAGAUUAGAAACGAUCCAAAUUCAAUUAUGCCUGCAGCAUUUGUUUCCUUCAAAACUCGCUGGGGUGCUGCUGUCUGUGCUCAAACUCAACAAUCCAGAAACCCGACUGCAUGGUUGACUGAAUGGGCUCCAGAACCCCAUGAUGUUUAUUGGAACCAUUUGGCCAUCCCAUUUGUUUCGCUCACAGUUAGAAGGCUGAUUAUAGCUAUUGCAUUCUUCUUCCUUACAUUCUUUUUUAUGAUCCCAAUACUCUUUGUUCAGUCCCUUGCAAAUAUUCAAAGCAUUGAGCAAGCAGCUCCAUUUUUGGCACCCAUACUAGAAGACAAGAGAUUCAGUUUCAUCAAUUCAUUCAUCCAAGGUUUUCUACCUGGGAUUGCUUUAAAGAUUUUCCUCAUUCUUCUGCCAACAAUAUUGAUGAUGAUGUCAAAAUUUGAAGGUUUUACAUCCCAGUCAGCUUUGGAGAGGAGAUCGGCAUCUUUAUAUUAUAUUUUCAUAUUUAUUAAUAUAUUUCUUGGGAACAUAAUUACAGGAACGGCAUUUCAACAACUAAAUACUUUUAUCCACGAGUCAGCGAAUGAAAUUUCUACAACAAUUGGUGUAUCAAUUCCAAUGAAAGCAACUUUCUUCAUUACCUACAUUAUGGUUGAUGGUUGGGCUGGAAUUGCUGGAGAAAUUCUGAGGUUAAAACCAUGGAUAAUCUUCCAAUUGAAGAAUCUCUUCUUUGUGAAGACUGAAAAGGAUCUAGAAGAGGCAAUGGAUCCAGGAAGUCUUGGGUUUAAUACAGCCGAACCUCAAAUACAGUUGUACUUCUUACUUGGCCUUGUAUAUGCUGUGGUCACACCCAUUCUUCUUCCUUUCAUAUUAGUAUUUUUUGGCAUGGCAUUUAUUGUCUUCCGCCAUCAGAUCAUUAACGUCUACGAUCAAAAAUAUGAGAGCGCUGGAGCAUUCUGGCCUGAUGUCCACGGGCGUAUUAUUGCUGCAUUGAUUGUCUCACAGCUGCUUCUGAUGGGAUUGUUGAGUACGAAGCGAGCGGCUCAGUCUACACCCUUUCUCAUUGUACUUCCUGUUAUAACAAUAUGGUUCCAUAUAUACUGCAAAGGCCGUUAUGAACCUGCAUUUACUGCCUACCCGUUACAGGAGGCAAUGAUGAAAGAUACAGUGGAACGUGCAACGGAACCAAAUUUGGAUUUGAAAGAGUACCUCCGAAAUGCGUAUAUUCAUCCACUUUUCAAGGGCGAAGAUGACAAGAUUAAUGCAGAUACCAGAGAUGGGGAAGAGGAGAGUUUGCUGGUCCCCACAAAAUGCCAGUCUCGAAGGAACACACCCAUACCAAGCAAACGCAGUGAUUCAUCGUCACGCUUCCUACUUGAGGUUGUUCAAGAGCAGCCUUAACAAUUACAUUUGUUCUAUACUUCACUGUACAUUUGUUAAGUUGCAAUAGUUGGUGGGGAAUGGGGAUUGUAAAUCAUAUACACGAGGAGAGGGGAUCAUUGUUUAUAUUGUAUAGAAAAGAGUGGGCAGGUGCACCUGGUUUUUUUGUUCUAACAGCUUGACCAACCCUGUACACAAUUAAUUGUCAAUCAAUGGUUCUCCAUUUUACAAA